AUGGUAGAAGAGGAAUUAGAUACUAAUUAUGAUGUUAUCGUCUUAGGUACAGGGAUUACCGAAUGUAUUUUAUCUGGGUUAUUAUCUGUAGAUGGAAAGAAAGUUUUACAUAUUGAUAAACAAGAUCACUAUGGUGGGGAAUCAGCCUCAGUGACACUAUCGCAAUUAUAUCAAAAAUUUAAACAACAUCCAAUCUCAAAGGAGGAAAGGGAAGCUAAAUUUGGCAAGGAUAGAGAUUGGAAUGUUGAUUUAAUUCCAAAAUUCUUGAUGGCAAACGGUGAAUUGACUAAUAUUUUAGUUCAUACAGAUGUAACUAGAUACGUUGAUUUUAAACAAGUAUCAGAUUCUUAUGUUUUUAAGGGGGGCAAAAUUUAUAAAGUUCCAGCAAAUGAAAUGGAGGCCAUUUCAUCACCAUUAAUGGGAAUUUUUGAAAAAAGAAGAAUGAAGAAGUUUUUGGAAUGGGUAAGUUCUUACAAAGAAGAUGACAUUUCUACACAUCAAGGAUUAGAUUUGGAUAAUAAUACUAUGGAUGAGGUCUACUAUAAGUUUGGACUUGGGAAUUCCACUAAGGAGUUUAUUGGUCAUGCUAUGGCUUUAUGGACCAACGAUGAUUAUAUACAACAACCAGCAAGACCAAGCUUUGAAAGAAUUCUUUUAUAUUGUCAAAGUGUAGCUCGCUAUGGUAAAUCUCCAUAUUUAUAUCCAAUGUAUGGGUUAGGUGAAUUACCACAAGGGUUUGCUCGUUUGUCCGCAAUCUAUGGUGGUACUUACAUGUUAGAUACUCCAAUAGAUGAAGUCGUAUAUAAAGAAGAUGGGAAAUUUGACGGUGUUAAGACCAAAUUAGGUACAUUCCAUGCGCCAUUGGUAAUUGCUGAUCCAACCUAUUUCCCAACUAAAUGUAAAUCAACCGGACAAAAGGUGAUUAGAGCGAUCUGUGUGUUAAAUCAUCCUGUCCCAGGUACAAAUAAUGCAGAUUCCUUACAAAUUAUUAUUCCACAGAGUCAAGUAAAUAGAAAAAAUGAUAUCUAUGUGGCUGUUGUGUCUGAUGCUCACAAUGUUUGUUCCAAGGGUCAUUAUUUGGCUAUUAUUUCUACAAUCAUCGAGACAGACAAGCCACAUAUUGAAAUUGAGCCUGCAUUCAAACUAUUAGGUACAAUUGAGGAAAAAUUUAUGGGUAUUGCAGAGUUAUUUGAACCAAAGGAAGAUGGAUCCAAGGAUAAUAUUUUCUUAUCAAGAUCCUAUGAUGCGUCAUCCCAUUUUGAAUCUAUGACUGACGAUGUUAAAGAUAUAUACUUCAGAGUCACUGGUCACCCAUUAGUCUUGAAGAAAAGAGAGGAUGCAGAACAACAAGAAUAA
Messenger RNA from Arxiozyma heterogenica, 1356 nucleotides. RefSeq names its product Gdi1p (gene GDI1). Gene Ontology annotation, biological process: protein transport; small GTPase-mediated signal transduction; vesicle-mediated transport. The transcript has a single exon. The coding region runs from base 1 to 1356 and encodes 451 amino acids. Gene Ontology annotation, molecular function: Rab GDP-dissociation inhibitor activity. The record is from RefSeq and is a predicted model, not a curated record. Lineage: Eukaryota; Fungi; Ascomycota; Saccharomycetes; Saccharomycetales; Saccharomycetaceae. Gene Ontology annotation, cellular component: cytoplasm.